This is a messenger RNA of Euleptes europaea (tarantolino), 3366 nucleotides long. It is a transcript of the gene NLRC5, whose product is annotated as NLR family CARD domain containing 5. Gene Ontology annotation, molecular function: protein binding. NCBI's taxonomy places the organism in Eukaryota, Metazoa, Chordata, Lepidosauria, Squamata, Sphaerodactylidae. The transcript is spliced from 20 exons. Gene Ontology annotation, biological process: positive regulation of MHC class I biosynthetic process; positive regulation of transcription by RNA polymerase II; positive regulation of MHC class II biosynthetic process. The record is from RefSeq and is a predicted model, not a curated record.
AUGGAUGACAAAUCCCUCCGGAAGGCAGUCCACAAUGCUUGGCCGCAGUUGGUGGAUUUCCUCAGUCACACUCCUGAGUGGGUGCUGCAGAAAGCCAAGCAGCUUCUCCCACAGGCGGACUUGAGUCAGGUUGAGGGGGUUGCUGACUGCAGAAAGAAGUUCUCCUUAGUCCUGGACAUGUUUCUGAGGAGUGAGGAUGCCGAUUCUUCCGUCUUCAAACACUUUAUGCAGAGCGUUUGCAUGGAAUGCAACCUGCCCAUGGAACUUGAGAUCAUCUGCAUGAGUGCAUCAGGAGAAGGGAACGUCAGUAAGGAAAGGGAAACCGAAAAUGUAGCCACAGACAGCUGCAGUGUUUAGAGCAGGGGACUUGAACGACGUCGUCCAUGGAGGAGUCUUUCCACCACCAACAAUGGCAAGCAGUCCAAACAGCAAAGGCUAGAUUCUGCUGAAAGAUACCAGCAACGUAUCAUCACAGCAAUGCUGCAAAGAUAUGGGGCAAACAGAUCAGUGGAGGCAGCAGAAAGUGAAAUUCGGUUGUCAUCUUUUAGCCAGGCUUUUGUCAACCUGGUGAUUCGUCAGAGUAAAGCUUGGAAAAUAAAGAGUAAAGCCAAAGAAGAGGAGCAUGAUGCAGAGGAGCACAGUGACGCCACCAUGAGAUUGUCUGAUCUUUUCGAAAGCAUGCCUUCUGGUGCCACCAAGGUCAUUCUUCUGUUGGGCAAACCAGGCAUGGGGAAAACGAGACUCGUGAACAAAAUCUGCCAGCAAUGGGCCGAGGGAACCCUGCAGCAGUACAAACUGAUAUUCCUCUUUGAGUUUAGGCAGCUGAAUUUGAUCAGCAGAAGGCUUUCUCUGCAAGAACUCUUAUUCGACUUCUUCCUUCGUCCAGAAGAUUGUCCCGAUGCAGUAUUUGAGCAUCUCCUAGAAGAUGCCCAGCACACCCUGAUUAUCUUUGAUGGGCUGGAUGAGUUUGUGGGGGACAUCAAACUGCCAUCCUCUCCUAACCCAUUGGACCCUGAUCCUCUCAAGCCUCUUUCUGUCUCGGAACUCUUUGUGAGUCUUUGCCAUGGAAAUCUCUUGCGUGGCUGCACCGUGCUGGUUACAACCCGGCCUAAGAUGCUGCCUAACACUUUGCUGAAAACCAUCACCCUCCUGGCAGAAAUCUGGGGGUUUGACCAUGAGAAGGUUGAGGAGUAUGCCAGUUGUUUUUUCCAAAGAAACUCACUGAAGGAUCGAGCCAUCGCUUGCCUGAAAAGCAACGGCAAGCUUCUAAGCAUGUGUUACAUCCCUGCCUUGUGCAACAUUGUCUGCAUCUGCCUGGAACAUUUGCUCCUGCAAGAUCCCGGAAGUGUCCAGCUGCCCCAAACCAUGACUCAGUUUUACAUCAAAAUGGUGCUCAUCUUCAUAGGCAAGUUGCAGAAGUUGAGUGGCGCGAGUGAGAAAGUUGAUCUGAGUCAACAUCAAGCGACACUUGCGAGCCUGUGUGAGCUAGCCUUCAAGGGCCUGGAAGAGAAAAAGAUGCUGUUUUACGCUGGUGAAAUCCCAGAGCACGUGAGGGAUUUUGCUUCUUCAUGUGGCUUGCUUUUGGCCUUUGAGGUAAAGGCAAGCAAUGGCAGUUCACAAGCUGGAUACACUUUUGUCCACUUCAGUUUUCAAGAGUUCUUUGCGGCGCUUUUCCUGUUGACAAGCAAAACUGUAGAUGGCCACUGUCUGAGGGAGAAGUUCUUCUUGAGGUCAAAGUGGAUUUUGAAGAAGGAAGCUAAGAUGGCAUUCUCUGAGAACUGCCACAUCUUCCUGUCAGGCCUUUCAUCCCAAGGAUGUCGACCAUUUCUUAGCUCCUUAGCCCGGCAAAAUGAAAGUUGGAUACAAGAGCGGCAAGCCGUAAUCACACAAACGCUGAAGAAACUAGCGCGAGCCGGUUUGACUGGGCCUAAGGUUGUUGAGCUGGGCCACUGUGUGUAUGAGACGCAAGACCCUGACUUAGCGCAGCAUGUCGGGACACUGUUAAAUUUCAAGUAUCAGUUUAGAAAUUUCAGGCUGAUGCCGCUGGAUAUGACAAGUCUGGCUUUUGUCAUCAGCUGCAGCCGUAAUUUGGUGAGCUUAGGUUUUGUCGGCUGUCCAAUGGAACUCGAAUAUUUGGACAUCUUAGCCAAUUGUGACAAUAUAAAGAACCUGAGCUUUCAGGGCAGGAGGUAUGGAAACGAAUUUGCUGCAGCCAUUUCCAAAAGUCUGCCGAAGAUAAAAUCCCUGACAACUUUCCAGUUGGCAGGUGGAACUGUCACAGUCUCUGGACUUGAAGAUCUUCUACGAGCCUUUGCAAACUGCCAUCAACUUGAAGAUAUAAACUUGCAGGACAACAGGAUGAAGGAACAGGAAAUGGUCAAGGUUAUAGAAAUGUUUUCCACGGUGGAAAAGCUAAAGAAAAUAGAUUUAAGCAACAAUAAGAUUUCGUCGAACACUGUUCUAGUUUUCUGCAAAGCUGCUGCGGGUUCUCCCAAUGUUACUGCCCUGCAUAUCAGGAAGAACACUUUAACAAUUAAUUUUACGGGACAAUCCAUAAAAAGUGUCAGACUUCAGGACUGUCAGCUGUAUCCCCAACAUGCAACACCGAUUGCCAACAUUCUCAGGAGCUGUUCCCACCUGUCUGAAAUUGAUUUGUCAGGUAACAAUCUUGGAGAUGACGGAUGCAGAAAGCUGGUGAAGAUGCUGUCCAAAAUGUCGAUUUCUGGCCCCCUGAAAUUAAAUAACAACCAAUUGUCUCUGAAGAGCAUUUUCUGUCUCCUGGAUUCAAUGAGAAUUUGUCCAAAUAUCGAGAAGCUUGAAGCCAGCUUGACGGGCAACAGUUUUCAAGAUGAAGAACUGAAGAACCUGUGCUUGGCUCUGAGAAGUUGCUGCAGUGUAACUGAGCUAGAUUUGUCAAAUAAUUCUCUGGGAGACUCGGGAGUUCUGAAGGUGGCAGAGCUUCUUCCAGAUAUGAAAGCACUAUGUUCCUUAACCUUUUCUAGGAAUGCACUGAGUGAUCAAGACGUUGAACAACUACUGAAGUUUCUGCCCCAUCUCCACAGUCUGAAGUUCUUGAGCAUCAGGAAUAACAUAUUUUCACGAAAUAGCGUUCUCCAGCUGGUCAAUUCCUUUAACCUGUGUGAGCGAAUCUGUGAAGUUGAAGUCAGAUCAAGUGAAAAUGCUUUCUUGCAUUUUGUGGAUGGUCAAGAAAGUCAAGAAAUAUACUGCAGGCUAAUAGACUGUGGCAUUGGCCAGGAUGAUAUUGAAGAACUGUGCAUAAUCCUUGAGAAGAGUGACUGCCUUGCAGAACUUGAGUCAAAAACCACAUUGGGAUAUCCAAUCACAGCUCUUGAAUGUAACGUGUAG